CAUAUUGAAGACCUCAGUACUUUUAAACUAAUAACACUUUCACAGCAUCUACUGCCUUUAACACAAGGCGUGUGUACUCAAGCCUUUUCACAGAGUUAAUUCUUUGUUAAUGCUUUUUUCAACUUGCUGUCAAACAAUACCACCAUUUAUUGACUUGAAUAAAGGCAUGGCAUGUUCCUAAAAUUAUGUAAACGAAGUCUGACAGAAGCACAGUGGUGAGAAGCCACUGUUUUGUUUAUGUCUGGUUUGUAUUUCCUAGAGGAGAAAAUGCAAAUGCAUCUUCAUAGGAAUUUAUAGCAUUUUUAAGCUUACAAGACAGCUGUUAGUUUGUAAUACAGCACUGGACGGAGGACACAGGAUUCUUUUUUAGAGGAUCAUCAAUGCAAAGCAAAAUGAACAUAAUCCUUCAUUUGGCUGUGCUGCAGCUGAUGAUAAUCAUAAGUAAUGUAAUGAUCACCAAGUCUCAAGGACAGUGGUACUGCGCUCCUUCGGGGAACACAAGCAACUGCACAAAUUCUAACAGUUAUGUGAACUGUCUUGGACAAAAUGUCUCCUGCAAGGCCUAUUCCUGCGCUCCUCAGAGUCCCGGCUGCUCCUGCAUGGUCGGAUCCUACAACUGUACCAGCGACUGCAGCUAUUCAGCUUCUCUAGAAGUCUGUAGUUUCACUGCAGAUACUCGGCACUGCCUGAAUGAAAUGAUGAAUACUCAAAACAACUUGCAAGUGGCAACUGCAGAAAGCAUAGUGAAUUUUGUUGACCAGAUUGCAAAUAUGACAGGUCUGAUGUCUACAGCAGCGGCAGAAAACUAUUUGAAGGUUGUUGAUGACACCCAGGUAAAGCUUUCAGAUUUGGUCAAAGAUGAAGAUAAAAGUAAACUGGUGUCAUAUGGAAACAGUUAUAUAAAUGCCUUUGAGAUCCUGGUGUCUGCACUGGUGACGCCAACAGAAACUCACAACUUGCUGAACAUUUGUCUCAAUAAUACAGGUAAGAGGCACUGUUUGUAUUUGUGUUUAUGACAUGUUCUGGGAUGAGUCACACUGUGUUAGUCAUAGUCAAAUAAGUUCUUCUCGAGAAGUUUUUGGUUUUUCAUUUAAAAAAAAAAUGUUUUUCUUUCAUAAGCAACUUUCCAAAAGUAAAUUUUGCCGGAAUGCUGUAGAACACCAUUUUUGGCUCCCUAAAAAAAAAAACUUUAAUCGAGCAUUGGGUCUCAUUCACUAAACAUGCAUACGAACAAAUUUGUGCAUGAAA
Molecule: messenger RNA, 1248 nt
Organism: Carassius auratus (goldfish)
Lineage: Eukaryota; Metazoa; Chordata; Actinopteri; Cypriniformes; Cyprinidae
Exons: 5
Coding region: 381-1016 (211 amino acids)
Source: RefSeq, a predicted model, not a curated record